This is a messenger RNA of Peronospora matthiolae, 1062 nucleotides long. NCBI's taxonomy places the organism in Eukaryota, Oomycota, Peronosporomycetes, Peronosporales, Peronosporaceae. The record is from the annotation of a GenBank genome assembly.
AUGAAUAUGUUGGAUGAUGAAGAUGACCAAAGCUUUCACGCUACGCGUGACGGCUACUCCCAUUUGAGCGAUGUCGAAUGGGAUGCGGUUGAACGGAUGGGCUCGACCAUGGGCAUCCAUGCUGUUAGCGUCAUGCUAGAGGCUCUCAAUAGAGAUGCCCAACAUGCUACUAUCGCCAAGUUCAUUCAAAAUGAACUUGACGCAGAACGAGAGAAAGUAGCCUUGCUUCACCAACAAGGUUCUCAACGAUCAGAGUUGCUGAGAGAACAGGGUGCUCAACAGGGAGUCGAAGAGGACUCCCUCUUGAGAUGGUUCGUCGAAUUGGAUGACGCCAUAAGGGCGCGUCGCAUCGACGAUGGGGAAAUGCAAGUUGCAUUUGCCCAGUCAAAUCUGGCAGGACGGGCCAAGACUUGGGCACUGGGGCUCAAGUUGCACGACCCAUAUGCGUUUGGGUCGUUGGAAGCCUUCAAGUCGCGGCUCAGACAAACGUUUGAACCGCCUAGAGCUGAGUUCAGAGCUCGAACUGAACUCUUGAAGCUCAAACAGGGUAAGCGUGAUGUUCACGCUUACGCACAACAUAUACGACAUCUCACGAGUUGUAUAAGUUCCAAUCCGGUGGAUGAACACACGUUGUUUUCGGUGUUCAUGCAGGGUCUUGCAGAUGGUCCCGCCAAGACUCACCUGUUCCGGCUUGAACUAGAUUCACUAGAACAAGCCAUUUCCAUUGCGGAGCAGGAAGACUUCAUUCUGAGACAGGCUCGCGCCAGCUCGACAUCAUAUCGUCAACCGAGACGAUAUGACAACGGAGGUCCAGAGCCGAUGGAACUCUGUUAUGUAGAGAGCGAGAAGGCUCGCUCUACAGACUACAAGAAGUUGCAGAAAUGCAACAGAUGUCAAAAGACAGGACACUAUGCUUACGAGUGUAGUGCCCCUCGUCCAGUGUCUCGCAACACUGGGCGUAGUGACCGUCCACCCAUGAGAAAGGGGCAGGGACGCGGGUCCGCUGUUGGUGCAAAGACGCAACAACGGGAUGGACCGUCAAAAAACGGACAGGAUCGGUAG